UUGUUUUUUUGUGUAGAUUUUCUCGUGUCCUUUUCGUUGAUGGUUUGUUUAAAUCCGGUUAUUGUGUGGUAAUUAUCUUUGAACAUCUAAGAAAGCUAUGGAUGAAUUAGCAAUGACAAGAUUAUCUGAAGAACGAAAAUCAUGGCGUAAAAAUCAUCCAUAUGGUUUCGAAGCUAAACCAGUUAAAAAUCCGGAUGGAACAUUCAAUUUAUUAAUAUGGGAUUGUUCAAUACCUGGAAAAUCUGGUACACCAUGGGAAAAUGGACAAUUUAAAUUAAAAAUUCAUUUUAAUAAUGGUUAUCCAUUACAACCGCCUGUUUGUCAAUUUGAUCCACCAAUAUUUCAUCCAAAUAUAUGGAAAGAUGGUAAAGUUUGUUUAUCGAUAUUAAAUCCAGAAAAUGGUUGGCGUCCAUCAUUAACCAUAAGAGAAAUAUUAAUCGGUAUUCAAGAUUUAUUAGAUGAUCCAAAUAUUAAUGAUGCAGCAAAUUUAUUUGCAUAUGAAACAUAUGUUAAUGAUAAACAAGCUUAUACACAACAGAUUAUUGAACAAGCAGAAAAAUUUAAAGUUACCUAUUGAUUAACCUCCACUUUUUGUUUUUUUGUUUUGUUUUGUUUAUUGUCUAUAUUUUUGUCCAGAUUCAGUAUUUAUAAUAUUUUUGAAAAUUUUUUUGUAAAAAUUUUUC
Molecule: messenger RNA, 683 nt
Organism: Dermatophagoides pteronyssinus (European house dust mite)
Lineage: Eukaryota; Metazoa; Arthropoda; Arachnida; Sarcoptiformes; Pyroglyphidae
Product: SUMO-conjugating enzyme UBC9-B-like
Source: RefSeq, a predicted model, not a curated record